Fragaria vesca subsp. vesca is the source of this 1440-nucleotide messenger RNA. Its product is annotated as cytochrome P450 82A3-like. Gene Ontology annotation, biological process: defense response to other organism. Bases 31 to 1440 code for a protein of 469 amino acids. The record is from RefSeq and is a predicted model, not a curated record. Gene Ontology annotation, molecular function: heme binding; oxidoreductase activity, acting on paired donors, with incorporation or reduction of molecular oxygen; iron ion binding. The transcript has 2 exons. Lineage: Eukaryota; Viridiplantae; Streptophyta; Magnoliopsida; Rosales; Rosaceae.
ACGUCGCCUCCCCACAAAGCAUUGGGAGCCAUGGCUAAAAAGUACGGACCCCUUUUCACUAUAAAGCUUGGGGUGCAUCCAACUUUGGUGGUGAGCAGCAGUCAAGUAGCCAAGGAGUGCUUUACUAUCAAUGACAUAGCCACAUCCUCACGCCCAAAGUUGACAGCUGUAGAAAUCAUGGGCUACAACAACGCCAUGUUUGGGUUUGAAUCCGCCGGGCCAUAUUGGCGGGAAGUUCGUAAGAUUGCGAUCUUGCAGUUGCUCUCCAACCGCCGGCUUCAGAUUCUUGCACACAUUCGAGUAAGCGAAGUGCGCACCUUCUUGAAGCAAUUGUACACAACUUGGAAUAGCAGUGAUCUUAUGAAGAAGGAGGGCAACUCGGAUGGUGACCUCGUAGUGUUGGUGGAGUUGAAAGAAUUGUUGGGGGACUUGAGUUUAAAUGUGAUUCUUAGAAUGAUCUCCGGGAAGCGAUAUUCUUUUGCGGCUAAUGAUGAUGAGAAGAAAGAAGCGGGUCACAUCCAUACUGCCGUGAGGAAGUUCAUUUACUUUGUAGGGCUGUUUACAGUGGGUGAUUCGAUUCCUUAUAUUCGGUGGUUGGAUUUAGGUGGACAUGAGAAGGAGAUGAAGAAAACUGCAAAAGAAAUGGAUGCCAUUCUUGAGGGCUGGCUAGAAGAGCAUAAGCGAAAGAGAGCACUCAGAGAGGAAGAAGAUGAUAUAAAAGAGCCCGGUGACUUCAUGGAUGCAUUGGUUUAUGCCCUGGAAGGAGCAGACCUUAGUGGUUAUGAUGCUAAUACUGUUAACAAGGCCACAUGUUUGAAUUUGAUUGCAGCAGGUAGCGAUUCAAUGUAUGUUACGUUGACUUGGGCAAUAUCACUAUUGUUGAACCAUCCUCAUGUGUUGGAAAGAGCUCAAGAGGAACUGGACACAGAAGUAGGAAGAGAAAGAGCCGUCGCCGAGUCAGAUUUAUGCAAGUUGGUCUAUCUCCAAGCCAUCGUGAAGGAGACGUUGCGUUUAUACCCUGCAGCACCAUUAGCAGCACCACAUGAGUUCAAUGAAGACUGCACCAUAGCUGGCUACCAUGUUCCCAAGGGCACGCGGUUGAUCACAAAUAUUUGGAGGGUUCAGACUGAUCCUCAAGCAUGGCCGGAGCCAUUAGAGUUCAAACCGGAGAGAUUUCUGACUACCCACAAGGAUGUUGAUGUUAGGGGUCAAAAUUUUGAGUUGAUUCCGUUUGGAAGUGGUAGAAGAUCUUGCCCCGCUGUAUCAUUUAGCCUUCAAAUGGUACAGUCCACAUUGGCUAGUUUCCUACAUGCAUUCCAAAUCUCAGCUCCCUUCAAUGCACAUGUUGAUAUGUCUGAGAGUUUUGGAGCCACAAACGUCAAGGCUACUCCACUUGAAGUUCUCAUCAAACCUCGCUUACCUUUUGAACUCUACAAAUAA